AUCAGCGUAUAUGAAACGAGUUUAGGGUUGAAUAUUGGGAUUGAAGCCGCGUUGGCAUAUUUGCUCUUGCCGCCUGCUGCGGGUGUCGUGUUGUUGUUGUUUGAGCAGAAGAGUGAUUAUGUGCGCUUUCAUGCUUGGCAGAGUUCUUUGCUGUUUUCUGCACUGUUCUUGCUACAUAUCAUCUUCAUUUGGACGACCAUUGUGAGCUGGAUGCUGUUUGCUGGCGAUAUAGGACUGAUCGGCUAUCUGGCCUACGGAGCGUGGAGAUAUGCCGAGACGCUGGACCGAGUGGAAGUACCCAUAUUUGGACCAUUGGCGAGCAGUUUCGUCGACGAUGAAUGA
Sphaerulina musiva SO2202 is the source of this 342-nucleotide messenger RNA. RefSeq lists its product as uncharacterized. The transcript is spliced from 2 exons. The annotation marks the transcript as partial. The record is from RefSeq and is a predicted model, not a curated record. NCBI's taxonomy places the organism in Eukaryota, Fungi, Ascomycota, Dothideomycetes, Mycosphaerellales, Mycosphaerellaceae.